Molecule: messenger RNA, 3450 nt
Organism: Neurospora crassa OR74A
Lineage: Eukaryota; Fungi; Ascomycota; Sordariomycetes; Sordariales; Sordariaceae
Product: HLH transcription factor
Exons: 3
Coding region: 1052-2650 (532 amino acids)
Biological process (GO): regulation of transcription by RNA polymerase II
Molecular function (GO): DNA-binding transcription factor activity, RNA polymerase II-specific; RNA polymerase II cis-regulatory region sequence-specific DNA binding; protein dimerization activity
Source: RefSeq, a predicted model, not a curated record
GGAAAUCUCAACGCGCAAACCUUCUCGUCUGGUUGCGAAUUCUAAAUACUUCAGCCCCUCUACCCCCCCACCCUUCUCUUGGGUCUUACACGGCGCGUCAGCACUUAUUGCCUCCCGGGGCUCUUGGAGUGCUAGGGUGGUGCAAAACCAAUACCACGGCAGAGGACGGAUUACGAUACCGAUACGAGUACAUUCCUUCCUUGUGGCUGUACGUACCAUAUAUAGGCCGGUCGCCAUCACACAAUCUGUAAUUCACUAGGACAUCCAGUGCCUCCGCUUUACCGCCUUUCUUCAUUGCCCAACAGAAAAGGCCGAUUGAACUGAAGCCUUGGAUCUCAACCGCGAACCACUGCAACCACUGCAACCUGCAACCACUUCACACCCCUUGUCGCUUUCGCUCUCCGUUCCUAUUCGGCGACUGAAGCGUAGGCAAGAUCCGACAUAAAAAAAAAAGAAGGCUGCGGUUUGGGCAAUCGCUUGCCCCUUUCUUCUUCUUUCAUUGCAGUGCAUUGCCUUUGUUGUCCUCUCCGGCGACUUGGCUCCCUUGCCUUCACGGGCACUCGUUACAAACGUCCCCGAACAUUGCCAAGGGCAGUUAGGCGGCUACACACCCCAACCCGACAUUCACCACAAUUGCCCACAUUAAACCGUUCACCAACCGCCGACUUCGACAUCCCUCGACGACACGGUCCUGAGUUCCUGCGCAAACCUUGCAAGUGCUUGCGAAGGAAUUGGAUGCCAUUGAUCCCCAGUUCCCACCGAAUAUCUUGUCCUCAGACCACCGCGACUCAGCGACACGUCAGCCUUGCAGUUUGCUCUCUCCUGACAUCUUCCCGCAUCGCUCCAAGCAAACCCACCACUCCAACCGCGGCACCGAGUCAUACUCGACCUCGCUGUUGUUCGAUUGCUUUAUACUUCCAUUUUAUGGCUGGCUGUUUGCGAGGGGCCCUCCUUAUUCAAUAAACUCGUCUAGGCGCCACAUCGUUGGCUUUGGAAGAACAAGGACACGCAAGCAGACACCGAAGGAUCCACCAAUACGAUUCCCAACAACAUGGCACAACACGGAUUCCCAAUGGGCGGGCACAGUGGAGGAGGCAUUGACCCGAACGACCUGGCCAUGGGGGCCAAUUUUCAUGGCUCCUUCCAAAACAACUACCUCAACCACACCAACAACUCGUCGAAUGGGUUUUCUAGCGGCUCAGCUUUGUUUGGAGACGAUGAACUUCUCGAUGGUUUGAACAGUCCCAGUGACCCUCAUGUCGGAAUGCAGGGUCAUGGGCAAGACUUUGGCGGAAUGAACGAUGUUGGCAUGAACUUUCCGGAUUCUUACCAUCAAAGCCUGCCCAUCAACCAAGCUCAUACAAACGGCUAUUCGAGCACUCCCGACGGCGACCCGAUAGCAUCGCCAUUUGUCCAUAACUUUUCGCAUUUUCGGCAAAUGCAGCACCCUCAAUCCUUUGGAACAUCGCUUCAGUCGCCCAUGUCAUACGCUGGGUCACCAUUAGCGAAUACCGACAUAAACAGUGACGGGACUGACCCAAAUUUCUUGAGCGCAAAGGCACAUACCAGGAUACCGCAAACCAUGCAGCGCAAGUCGUCCACCACACGAAGCCCUCUUACCCCCAAGGCGAUAGACAUGGCCGGACUGUCGGUGAACUCGGGAUCAUUUGGCCCUCAGCCUAUCAGAACAUCAGGCCCCCACCAUGAGAAGUCCCAUUCCGCGCAAUGGAUGCAAACCCCACAGAGUCUCUCCUCGUUUCCUGGGUCUGGUUUCUCAUCACCUCUUCAGGCAGGCCUUCAUGGCCCCCAUGCUCAGAUCAAUGACAUUCUGUUGAAGGGCGGCACAUCCAUGCCCGCCAAGCUUGGCACCGCGACCUCCUCUGUGUCGACACAAGAAGCAAAGAGGAAGAGGAGGCGCGAGUCACAUAACCUCGUUGAAAGACGGAGACGUGAUAAUAUCAACGAGCGCAUUCAAGAUCUUAGCAAGCUUGUCCCUGCCCAUCGUCUAGAGGAUGAAAAAAUUCGCAAGGCAAUUCAAAACGGAACGCCCCUUUCACCCACGCUUGCGGGCAUUUCAAGUCCUUCCCAAGCCACAUCAGCCCUAGCUGGACCUGGAGCCAGACGAGCGGCUGGCAGCACGGCUGGAAACAUUACGACAGGCCUGCCGAUUGAGGAGAAGGAUAAGGGUCCCAACAAGGGCGACAUUUUGAAUGGUGCGGUGAGCUGGACUCGAGAUCUUAUGUGGAUGGCCUACCUCAAGAUUCAACAACAAGAAGAGCUCAUCAAUGCCUUGUUGGAGCGCGGGGGUACGGUACCCUUUGAGAUCACCGAUGAUGAGAAGCGGAUGCAGACAGAGCUUAUGGAGGCCAUUGCCAGAGGAGAGGACGGUAGCGGGAAGACCCGGGGUUUCUCGUACUCUCGCACGGCUGGCACUGGCCUUCGCGUUCCCCAUCAUACGGACUACAAGGGUGAGCCCUUGAACACCAACGGUGUCAAUGGCGAACACCUCUCCACCAGUCCUGCCCAUGGUGGCGCCGACGGGAAGUUCAACGAUGGCCUCGAUGCCGGCGACUUCCUUGAAUAUGAGGAUGACGGCGCUGACAUGGAGUUCAAAGAGGAGGACGAGUAUGGAAUGGACUUGACUCAAUGAUCGUAGGAAUCGGAUUUGGUGGAUCGCGAUGCUAGUGUGGAUUAUAGUUUAUCUUCUCUUUUCUUUUUUUACGAACGCAGGGCCGGGGGGCUUUCUCAUCUCUUAACCAUCGCUUGGAACCCUAUGGACAUAUCAUCUAUUAUCUCGGCCAUGAUCAUCACUUGACAGGCUUUCAUAUCCCUGAUCUGCAUUUUCAUCGCAGCGGCACAUUGGGAACGGGGUCUAGGUACUUAGCAUUUCACUGGUCGUUCAGGGAUUGAGCACAAAUGUGAUUUGGCACAUGGGCGUACAGACUGGGUCUUGUUUUUUUUUAUUCUGUUUCGGGUUUCCUUUCUAUUCUUUCUUUUUUAGCUGUCGAUCUUGUUUUCUGACCGAGCAUCAUGUGUACACGGAAGGCAUGACGGCUUACUUCCUCGGUACGGCGCUUGCGUGAUAGUGCAGAGGGAUGGUGUUUUUUGUUUUUUUUCUUUUCUUCUUGUUUUGGAAGUAUCAUUCUUAGCGUAACUCUGCUGGCUCGGUUUCUUCGGUGUUACAUCUGUCCUUGUUUUGUUUUAUGGUGCCGGUCACUAUGGCGUAUUACGUGGGUUUCUCCUGCUCAUGACGAUUAUACCUCAGGCGCUUUGGAGGAUUCCAUCGGGGUAGCAUGAAGGAGGAGUUGGCUUUGUUUCUCGUCGAUUCUAUCUAAGAAGCAUGACAAUCACCGCUCUAUUCGAUCGAUUACUUGCACCACACCAUACUCGUACCCAAGCUUGGUGACUCCCUAUGAUAUCGAUCAAUGUGCCCUCAAUCCGACAAACCCG